UUAUGGAUCUUGGGGCGGUGGGUUUGGAUAGGUUGGUAGGUUCAGACACUGGAUUUGUUUCUCUUGCUACAGAUCCUGAAACAAAGCACAAGUGGUACGGAUAUGGGUUCCUUAAGCAGGAAAGAUCUGGCACCACUGAAGAUGACUGGAGGAGCUCCAAACUGGCUAAGACUGAUGAUAUCUCUGCCUCCAAAGCAAUGUUGUUUCAUCACAGAAACUCUUUACUGAGAUCUAAUGGUAUUCUCUUUUCUGAUGGUCAGCCCCAACAGCAAAUGCUGAGCUUCUCUUCUCCAAAAUCAGAACCUUUGUUUGUUGACAAGACCUCCCCGAAUGCCACAUUUCCAUAUUCUUUCCACCCAUUAUCUAGUUACAACAAGAAUACAGGUUACAGUUCUGGAAGCAUGCAUGGGGUUUUAGCGGGGACAAGAGAGCCAUUCACUCCAUCCCAGUGGAUGGAGCUAGAACAGCAGGCCCUGAUCUACAAGUACUUAACAUCAAAUGUUCCUGUACCAUCUCAUCUUCUCAUCCCCAUCAAGAAAGCGCUUGAAUCUGCCGGAUUCUGUAACUUUUCAAACGGUCUUUUGAGACCCAAUGCCAUGGGAUGGGGAGGUUUCCAUCUGGGGUUCUCGAACAACACCGAUCCUGAGCCAGGAAGGUGUAGGAGAACAGAUGGGAAGAAAUGGCGGUGCUCGAGAGAUGCCGUUGUGGAUCAGAAGUAUUGCGAGCGGCACAUGAACAGAGGACGUCAUCGUUCAAGAAAGCCUGUGGAAACUCCUACAAAUGCCACCACCACCGCUUCAAACCUCAUCAUGACUAGUAACAAUGCUUCCUCCCUAGUGGUGCCCGGAUGCACUGCAUCCAACAGCCUCACCUUUUCACAACAGGAACCCAAGAAUAUUCACCCUCUUGCAUCUGAUACUUCUGCGCCUAACAACAUCAACAGGAUGUUUAUGAAUAACAAGGAUAAUGGGAGCGAGAGAAUCGCAGACACUGAUGCCCUUCCAAUGCUCCCCCCAAAGGAAAACCCUUUUAUAAUUCAUAAACAGCAAAUUCGAUAUGAAGAAUCCUCAAGGAAUGAGUUUGGGCUUGUCCCUUCUGAUUCUCUACUUAACCCUUCGCAGAAAAGUUCCACCUUGCUAAGCAGCAGAAGCUUCGGUUCUACACAAAACCAAACUAACGAAGAAACUGGUUCGCAACAUUCCCUUAGGCAUUUCAUUGAUGACUGGCCCAAAACUCAGUCUAAUGAUCGCUCAGGUGUUUCGUGGCCUGAGCUUGACAUACAAUCAGAGAGGACCGAAUUAUCAAUUUCAAUCCCAAUGAUUUCCACAGACUUCAUGUCAGCUACUUCCUCUCCCACCAAUGAUCAAGUCACAUUGUCGCCUCUUCGGCUAUCAAGGGAGUUAGACCCAAUUCAAAUGGGUUUGGGUGUUGGAAAUGCUAUCAACGAGUCAAACAGUAGACAGGCUAAUUGGAUUCCAAUUUCUUGGGGGAGUUCUAUGGGUGGUCCUCUUGGAGAGGUUCUGAAUCUUAGCAAUAACAAUGCAAGUGAUCAUUGUGUCAAGAACUCCUCUGCUCUCAACCUCAUGACUGAUGGAUGGGACAAUAGCCUUUCAUUAGGGUCUUCUCCCACUGGGGUUUUGCAAAAGACAGCAUUUGUAUCAGUAUCUCUAUCCAAUAGCAGUGCUGGGAGUAGUCCAAGGGCAGAGAAUAAGACUCAAGAAUGAGCUAGCUUGUGCAACAAGUCCAAUAACCUCCUCAGUUCAACUCUAUAGAAGCUCCUUCCCCUUUAAUGAUGAAAGCCCGUGGAGUUGAAGGAGAAACAACUUUUUCUGUGCUGACUUUAUUUAUAUGUUCAGUUUUUGUUGC
Molecule: messenger RNA, 1866 nt
Organism: Gastrolobium bilobum
Lineage: Eukaryota; Viridiplantae; Streptophyta; Magnoliopsida; Fabales; Fabaceae
Product: growth-regulating factor 1-like
Exons: 4
Coding region: 3-1724 (573 amino acids)
Biological process (GO): developmental process; regulation of DNA-templated transcription; DNA-templated transcription
Cellular component (GO): nucleus
Molecular function (GO): ATP binding
Source: RefSeq, a predicted model, not a curated record